This is a messenger RNA of Penicillium malachiteum, 204 nucleotides long. Its product is annotated as Glutathione-dependent formaldehyde-activating enzyme/centromere protein V. The record is from RefSeq and is a predicted model, not a curated record. Bases 1 to 204 code for a protein of 67 amino acids. NCBI's taxonomy places the organism in Eukaryota, Fungi, Ascomycota, Eurotiomycetes, Eurotiales, Aspergillaceae. The transcript is spliced from 3 exons.
AUGUCUGCCCAGCCUUGGUGCCAGUGGAUGUCAAGAUACCGUGCACAAACAGGCACCGAGCUGUCGGAUGUUAAUACAACCGAGUACGAUUGGCGAGAUAUCUUGGAUAGGGACAUGAUCACUGACGCACAACUUGAUUCGCUGGGCCCUUGGUUUCUGAUGAGCCGCAUCAGACCAACAAAAUUUGUCAGCCUAGAUGGCUAG